GAUAAUGUUUUCGCAAAAGGAAGCGAAAUCGCUGGGAAGUGACUUGGUUUACACGCAGCAUCUUCUGUUAGGGCUCAUCGCUGAAGAGGAUCGUUCAACCGACGGGUUUCUUGCGUCUGGUAUAACGGUUGAGAAGGCACGUGAUGCCGUCCGAAGUAUAUGGCAGAGGAUUGGUUCCGCACGUGAUGACGCACGUGAUGCUGGCGAGAAAGGUGGUUCGGCGAGUCACGUGCCUUUUUCUAUUAGCGCAAAGCGUGUUUUUGAGGCGGCUGUUGAAUAUUCAAGGUCUCUUGGGCAUAAGUUUGUUGCUCCUGAACAUAUAGCAGUUGCUUUGGUUAAAGUUGAUGAUGGAAGUGCUAGUCGAGUCCUUUAUAGAUUGGGGGCAAAUGGAGGCCAGUUGGCAGCUGUGGCAUUUUCCAGAUUGCAAAAGGAGAUUGCUAAAGAUGGUAGGGAGCCAAAUGCGGAUUCCAAGGGAUUGCAUGACAAAUCCAUGGCAAGAAAACGUUAUGAUGCAGGGUCCUCUGCCGCCACCACCAAAGAACCGGAUGCCAUCUCACAAUUUUGUGCCGAUCUCACUGCUCGUGCGAGUGAAGGACUAAUCGAUCCUGUUAUUGGCCGAGAUACCGAGGUGCAGAGAAUUGUUCAAAUACUGUGCCGGAAAACAAAAUGUAAUCCCAUUCUUCUUGGUGAACCUGGUGUUGGAAAAACAGCUCUUGCCGAAGGGUUGGCAAUUCGCAUUGCUAAGGCAGAUGUUUCCCCAUUUUUAUUGACAAAACGUGUCAUGUCUUUGGAUGUUGCAUUGUUAAUGGCUGGGGCAAAAGAGAGAGGAGAGUUAGAGGAGCGUGUUACAAAUUUAAUAAAAGAGAUAAUAAGUUCAGGUGACAUCAUUCUUUUCAUUGAUGAAGUUCAUACACUUGUUCAGUCCGGGACAAGUGGAAAAGGAAAUAAGGGAUCUGGCCUUGACAUUUCCAAUUUGCUUAAACCUGCACUUGCAAGGGGUCAACUUCAGUGUAUUGCAUCUACCACCGUCGACGAAUACAGGCUUCAUUUUGAGAAAGACAAGGCAUUGGCACGAAGAUUUCAACCUGUUUGGGUUGAUGAGCCAAUUGAGGAUGAUGCAGUUAAGAUACUUAUGGGUCUACGUGAGAAGUACGAGUCACACCACAAAUGCAUAUAUACCGAAGACGCCAUAAAGGCUGCAGUUCAGUUGUCAGCGAGGUACAUAGUCGAUAGGUAUCUACCAGAUAAAGCUAUUGACCUCAUUGAUGAAGCAGGAAGUAGAGCUCAUAUUGAAGCCUUUAAGAAGAGAAAGGAACAAGAAACUUGUGUACUUUCUAAGGACCCUGCUGAUUACUGGCAAGAAAUUAAAGAUGUCCAGUCAAUGCAUGAAAUGGAAAGCAAGCUUAAAUACUACGGCGCCUCAAGCAUUGACGAUUCUAAUGAACUCAUACUGGACUCAUAUUUAGCUUCUGAAGCCAAUGAAAAUGAACCUGUUAUAGUUGGACCAGAAGAAGUAGCCUUAGUUGCUUCCCUCUGGUCGGGAAUUCCUGUUCAGCAGCUCACUGCUGACCAAAGAACUCUUCUGUUAGAUCUUGAGAAUCAGCUUCGGAAACGUGUUAUUGGACAAGAGGAGGCUGUUACUGCCAUUUCUAAAGCUGUGAAGAGAUCCAGGGUUGGCCUUAAGGAUCCUGAUAGACCUAUAGCUGCAAUGUUAUUUUGUGGCCCAACUGGGGUUGGAAAAACAGAACUCGCAAAAUCUUUGGCAGCAUGCUACUUUGGAUCGGAGGCAGCCAUGAUUCGGCUAGACAUGAGUGAAUAUAUGGAGCGGCAUACUGUGAGCAAAUUGAUAGGAUCGCCACCAGGUUAUGUUGGUUAUGGAGAAGGAGGCAUCUUAACUGAAGCUAUUAGAAGAAAACCAUUCACACUGGUACUACUUGAUGAGAUAGAGAAAGCUCAUCCAGAUAUAUUCAACAUUCUUCUUCAGUUGUUAGAAGAUGGCCAACUUACUGAUUCUCAGGGUCGGCGAGUUUCAUUUAAAAAUGCAUUGGUGGUGAUGACUUCAAAUAUAGGGUCUAGUGCCAUUUCUAAGGGUCGGCACAACUCCAUAGGUUUCUUGAUUCAAGAUGACAAGAAGGCAUCAUAUAGUGGCUUGAAAUCGAUGGUAAUGGAAGAAUUGAGAAAUUAUUUUCGUCCGGAACUGCUCAACAGGAUAGAUGAAGUGGUAGUGUUUCAGCCCCUUGAAAAGUCACAGUUGCUGGAGAUAUUGAAUCUGCUGCUGCAAGACAUAAAGAAAAGGGUAAUGCUUCUAGGAAUAGAUUUGAAGGUUUCUGAAGCAGUGAAGGACCUUGUUUGCCAGGAAGGUUAUAAUCCAACAUAUGGUGCCAGGCCUUUGAAGAGGGCCAUUACAUCAAUAAUUGAAGACCCUUUGAGUGAAGCAUUCCUUGUAGGACAGUUCAAGCAAGGUGACACUGUCCUUAUUGACUUGGAUGCAAAUGGUAAACCCUUUGUUACAAAUCAACUUGACAAAAUUAUUAACAUAUCUGACGCAAGUCAUCCCUGAAACUAAAUGAUGUAAAGAAGAAAAGUAGUGCAAUAUAGGGUAUACAAAAAAUACAAGUCUAUUGAAAAAUUGUUUUGGCUCUUCUUUGUUAGCUUAGGCAAGGAAUUUGUUUCCUAUGUAAUGAGCAACACAAUCAUUCUUUGAAAUUUAUACAAGAAUAUACAUACAUAUACUUCCAUACAA
Messenger RNA from Arachis duranensis, 2743 nucleotides. Its product is annotated as chaperone protein ClpD, chloroplastic. Gene Ontology annotation, cellular component: cytoplasm. The record is from RefSeq and is a predicted model, not a curated record. Gene Ontology annotation, biological process: cellular response to heat. NCBI's taxonomy places the organism in Eukaryota, Viridiplantae, Streptophyta, Magnoliopsida, Fabales, Fabaceae. Gene Ontology annotation, molecular function: ATP binding; ATP hydrolysis activity.